Molecule: messenger RNA, 2358 nt
Organism: Cyphellophora attinorum
Lineage: Eukaryota; Fungi; Ascomycota; Eurotiomycetes; Chaetothyriales; Cyphellophoraceae
Product: Histone deacetylase clr3
Exons: 3
Coding region: 1-2358 (785 amino acids)
Biological process (GO): chromatin organization
Cellular component (GO): histone deacetylase complex
Molecular function (GO): histone deacetylase activity
Source: RefSeq, a predicted model, not a curated record
AUGGAGAGGCGCACUUCGCCGCGGCUUGAUUCGCCAAUGCCAGAUGCUGCGUCUCUCUUGAUACCCUCUUCAUACGACAACGAGCUCUUCGCAACAAGCCAAACGCAUCUGGGUUACAGACAUCCUAUGUCAAGCACUGAUGCAUCUACCGAUGAGGAAGACGGCUAUGACUCCGAAUUUCCAGACACCAUCUCCUCAUCGAUAGAAGACAUGCCAAUCGAAGAAGGAAUGAAAGGGCUGGUUAUUGCGCCCAAGCCGACGGGCGUUUGCUAUGACGAACGCAUGCGCUAUCACUCCGAGGUCUCUGCUACCACUGGCGAUAAUGUUCACCCCGAAGAUCCCCGAAGAAUCUACUACAUUUACCGAGAGCUAGUGGAGGCUGGCCUUGUUGAAAACACACCCGAAGUCUUCGCCAACCCUCCACUGAAGCACAUCCCUUUGCGUGAAGUCACACGCGCGGAGGUCGAGCUCGUCCACGAAGUCGAACCAAGGAAUCAUUGGGACUUCGUAGAGUCUACCUCAGCCAUGUCAGAUGAUGCGCUGAUUGAUCUCUCUGAGAACCCCGGAAUGGACUCCAUCUACUUUAAUCAACUGUCCUUCUUAAGCGGCAAAUUGUCUGCUGGAGGAGCGAUCGAGACGUGCAAAGCCGUAUUUGAACGGAAGGUCAAGAAUGCUAUCGCUGUGAUUCGGCCGCCGGGUCAUCAUGCGGAGGUCAACAAGACGAUGGGUUUCUGCCUUUUCAACAACUGCUGCAUUGCAAGCCGCGUAUGUCAGAAAGACUACGGGCAGGACUGUCGACGAAUACUGAUCGUGGAUUGGGACGUCCAUCACGGCAAUGGCUGCCAGAAGGCAUUCUACAAGGACCCGAACAUUCUCUACAUCUCUCUUCACGUCCACAUGAAUGGUGGCUUCUAUCCCUCUGGAGAUGGUGGUGCUAUGGACAAGUGUGGAGAAGGCCCUGGUCUCGGCAAGAAUGUCAAUAUCCCGUGGCCAAACAAGGGUAUGGGCGAUGCUGACUACAUGUACGCAUUUCAGCACGUCGUGAUGCCAAUCGCUACAGAAUUCGAACCAGAUCUUGUGGUUGUGGCUGCUGGCUUUGACGCUGCUGCCGGAGAUGAGCUGGGUGGCUGUUUCGUGUCACCAGCAUGCUACGCACACAUGACACACAUGCUCAUGAGACUAGCAAAUGGAAAGGUAGCUGUCUGUCUCGAGGGUGGCUACAACUUUAAGGCCAUCUCAAAGUCAGCAUUAGCGGUCACCAAAACUCUCAUGGGCGAGCCACCUGAUCGAAUCGACGCAACACAACCAACGCCGAGUGCUGUGGAAACUGUUGAGCAGGUGCGGCAUAUCCAGUCCAAGUACUGGACGUGCUUGAAUCCACGAGAUCCGCCAUACGACCUGACCGAAGGUACACCGCUAUCAGACAUCCUCCGCAUGGCCCAAAAGGCCGAAUUGUACGAGAAGUACCAGAUGAACACGCUCAAGAUCCUCCGAGACAGCGUCUCGAGAUCGUUUGACAAUCAAGUACUGGCGACUCCUCACUGGGAAGAUAAACGAACCCUCCUCGUCAUCUUCCACGACCCUCCCGAUCUCCUCGUACCUGGCGGCCGCACCUCGAACCUUACCCCGCCUCACCUCACUCGCGUCAAGGACGGCGUCACCUCCUACAUCAGAUGGGCAGUCAGUCAAGACUUCGGUGUUAUCGAUGUCAACGUCCCAGAAUACAUCACACCAGCAGAGCCCACCGAAGGCUCAAUAGAAGAACAGUACCGCUACUCCUCCACCUCGACUGACCACGCCCGUGUCGAGGGUGAGAAGCUCGCCAACUACAUGUACACCAACUACAUAUACCCCAACGACCAUGCGAACGUGAUCCUCGUCGGCGUAGGCAAUGCCUUUCAUGCCGUUGCCAAACUCCUUUCCGAGACCGAAGACAUACAAGAACACAUCACUGGCGUCCUCGCAUUCAUCGCGCAGAACCCCGUACGACCAGUCGGCAGCACAUCCAAUCAGUGGCUGUUAGGAUGGUACAAAGCAAACAGUCUAGUGUUUGUGACCGAGGAGCACAGUCUAUGGAAGAAGGAAGGCAAGAUCAGCAAGCGGUAUGGUGGGAUCAAGCCCUCGAGGGGAGGUGGAGCGAACGAGAUCAUGAUUGUGAAUCGAGAGGAGGCGUUUGAGUGGAUGGCGGAGAAGGUCAGGGAUCCGGAGGAGACGGAGGACGAGAUGGAGGAUGAUGCCGAUGGUAGACCGGGUGUUGAGAGGACCGAGGUGACGUUGAACCCGAGUAUGGCUGCAACGAUGGAAGCAGAUGCAAUGGCGACAGUCGAGUCUGGCAUGGGUACCUACGGCUCUGGAUAG